This is a messenger RNA of Lachnellula hyalina, 1305 nucleotides long. RefSeq lists its product as uncharacterized. Bases 1 to 1305 code for a protein of 434 amino acids. NCBI's taxonomy places the organism in Eukaryota, Fungi, Ascomycota, Leotiomycetes, Helotiales, Lachnaceae. The record is from RefSeq and is a predicted model, not a curated record. The transcript has 2 exons.
AUGUCAUCAUUCUAUCUCUCGUGGCAGUUGUGGGAGAAGAUGACCUUUGUCUUAGGUCUUGCAAUACUCACAGUCUUUUGUAUCGGAUGGGGCAAGGUGUUGUGGAGAAACAGGCUUGUGCAGAGGCAAGAGAUUGUGGAUGAGGAAAGGAGGAUACGGAUUCAAGAAUUGAGAACAAGCGGGCAACUCAUUGAACUUCAGGGAGGCCACGAUGUUCCUUUCGGAAUCAAAGCAAUCGAAAGUGGGAUCGAGGUUGAGGGUAUCUGGAUUCCAUCCAGGAAAAACAGCCCCGUCCGAAGCGAGCUCAAACUAGGCCACGUACAUGGAGAGUCGGAUACACUUGCUGCUUUGGAUAUGAAAAUCAGCGGACAGACAUCUGCGGAAGCUUUUCCGACCCCAACAAGACCGACUCCCAGAGGCCGAUCAUCACUGGGGACAACGAGCACUGCAACGGUACCCCUCGAACGAUCUCCUGUCUCCGGAGACAUCACUGCUUCCGAGCGAUCCGAAUUCGACAGGAACAAAGCCCUUUACAAGCCUCGGAAAUCUUCACAUCUUCGUUAUGGUAGUUAUGGAGAGACUCGGUUUGACGUAGCGACACUUAGCCAACUCGAAGGACAUUGUUCUGUAGAGAACAUACCACAUUCCCAUAGAUCACGAGCUUCUCGCCAGCUUGAACCCGAGGCGUAUUCCUCGGCGGCAGACAAUGAGCAUUCCUCAGGAGUAUCAUCUGACUCAGAAGCUACGCUUUCCUGCCACAUAUUAUCGCAGGAAGAUAGAAAGCGUCAGUCCGUGCCCGAAGAACAAUCGACCCGGACUAUUGAUACAUCCGUCCCAGCAGACGUACCUUCACAUAAAUCGAUACAAUCCUCAGUUCCGAUUCAGUGUUCGAAAGCAGAUUACUUUUCGAUUCCUCAAUUUUCCCCAGAUUACGAAUCAAUGGAGCCGCUUGCGACCCCACAGCAGGUUGCAACGGAAUUUUCGCCAUUCAUGCCUUCUACCAUUCCUGGCACUUGGCCUUCAGCUCAAUUAGAAGGUGAUUCGCAGCUCCUUCGCCGGUCUCAGAAUAUACCCCUUUUGCCAUUUGUUCCUAGAGAGCUCCAUAUGAAUAAAACACUACGGAAAGUGAACUCUGGGUUCCAAGUCCUACCUGCUGGAACAUUCGGAACCCAUGACCCAACUAUAGACGAGCGGAGUAUUUUGUAUGAUGGCGGAGAAGACACAAGGCGACAAUCCAAACUUCAGAAGAAGCCGCCAGCCUCGAUAAUAUCGGGAAGACUAUCAAGAACUUCAGAACGACCUUAG